AUGGCAACCUUAUUAGAUAAAAAGCUAUCCACAGUCUUCGGAGUCUUGUUUAGCCUUGCAGUCGUGUUGAUUUCCUUAUUCCAUUUUGCUGCUUUUGCUUCCUCCUCAUCAACUUCUUUUGUGGCUGCAACUGCUGCUGCUAGAGAUGAAGUAGGAAAUGAAUGGAAGGAAACAGAAGCUCUUCUUAAAUGGAAAGCCAGUCUUGACAACCAAAGCCAAUCUCUCCUAUCUUCUUGGGGUGGUGGAGGCAACCCAUGCAAAUGGGUUGGAAUUGUCUGCGAUGAGUCGGGAAGUCUCACUGGUCUACACCUUUCGAGUUUUGGAUUAAUAGGUACGCUUUCCAACCUCAGUUUCUCAUCCUUCCCCAACAUCCUCACUAUUAAUCUAUCAAAAAACUCGCUUUAUGGAACUAUUCCUGACUUGAUUGGUAACCUUUCCAAACUCACCCAUCUUGAGUUGGCUAACAAUGCUCUUUCUGGAACUAUUACUUCAAGCGUUUGUAACCUUUCCAGACUCUCCUAUCUAGAUUUUUCUGGCAAUCAACUCUUUGGAAGUAUUCCACCAGAGAUAGGCUUGUUGACAAGUCUUCAAGUCUUUGCUUUAAACGAAAAUGAUCUCAAUGGUUCCAUACCUACUUCUAUAGGAAACUUGGGCAAUUUAUCCCGCCUUUACCUAUAUAACAACGCUCUAUCCGGUUCCAUACCUCAGGAAAUUGGAAUGAUGACAUCCCUCAUUGAACUUGAUUUGUCGAGUAGUUUUCUCACUGGUGCAAUCCCUGCUUCAAUAGGAAACUUGAGCAACUUACAAUAUCUUUACCUUUAUGACAAUCAUAUUUCUGGUUCCAUUCCUGAGGAAAUAGGAUUGCUUAGGCAUCUUAUUAUAGUUCAACUAUUAUUUAAUAAUCUCUCUGGAGAGAUCCCUGCUUCCAUAGGAAAGAUGACGAACUUGUCUCAGCUUAGCCUUUUCAACAACGAACUUUCUGGAACAAUUCCAACCUCUAUUGGAAAUAUGACCAACUUGUCUAUACUUAAUCUUUUAUCCAAUAAGCUUUCUGGAACAAUUCCAACCUCUAUCGGAAAUAUGACCAACUUGUCUAUACUUAAUCUUCCAGACAAUAAGCUUUCUGGAUCAAUUCCAACGUCUAUUGGAAAUAUGACCAACUUGUCUAUGCUUUAUCUUUUUGAUAAUAAGCUUUCUGGAUCAAUUCCAACCACUAUUGGAGAGAUGGCCAGCUUGUCUCGCCUCGAGCUUUUUAACAACGAGCUUUCUGGAUCAAUUCCAACCACAAUUGGAAAUUUGACCAAGCUCACCUCAUUAGUUUUGAUAAAUAACAACCUAAUUGGUUCCCUUCCACUUGAAAUAAACAAUCUCACCAAUAUCAAAAAUUUGCAACUAGCCGAUAACAAUUUUACCGGCCAUUUACCUCAACGUGUAUGCCAAGCUGGACCACUUGAAAAAUUUGGGGCCUCAAAUAACCAUUUUACAGGCACUAUCCCAAAAAGCUUGAAAAACUGCACUAGCCUAGUCAGAGUUAGGCUUGAUGAAAACCAACUAAUAGGAAAUAUAACUGAAGACUUUGGAAUUUACCCAAACUUGAACUAUAUUGAUUUGAGUGACAAUAACCUAUAUGGUGAGCUUUCAUCAAACUGGGGGCAGUGUCAUAAUUUGACUAGUCUGAAACUCUCCAACAAUAAGAUCUCUGGUAGUAUACCACCUGAGCUCAGUGAGGCAAGUCAACUACAUGAGCUUGACCUGUCAUCAAAUCAUCUAACAGGGAAGAUUCCAAAGGAAUUUGGGCGUUUGAAGUUAUUGCUCAAACUUCUAUUGAGCAAUAACCAACUUUCUGGUAACAUUGCUUUGGAAAUUGGAAUGUUAUCCCAUGUCAUAGUUUUGAACCUAGCAUUAAACAAUCUAAGUGGUUUGAUCCCUAAACAACUUGGAGAGUGCUCAGAAUUAGUGUUCCUCAAUUUGAGUAGAAAUACACUCAACGGAAGAAUUCCUUCUGAAAUAGGUGGAAUACAAUCUGUUCAAAGUCUUGAUCUUAGUUGGAAUAUGCUGAUAGGAGAGAUACCACAACAACUUGGAGUCUUGCCACGGUUAGAAACAUUGAAUCUCUCUCACAAUAAUCUCUUUGGUUCAAUCCCAUCCACUUUUGAUGAUAGUUCAAGUUUGACAUCUAUUGAUAUGUCUUACAAUGAGUUAGAAGGUCCUAUUCCCAAUAUUAAAGCCUUCCGCGAGGCUCCAUUUAAAGCAUUUCAAAAUAAUAAAGGCUUGUGCGGUAAUGCUACUAGUUUGAAGGCUUGCCCAAAAAUGAUUCAUAAUCCUUCAGGUAAAAGGCGCAACAAAUUUGUGAUAAUAAUUCUAAUUCCUGUUUUGGCUAGUCUAUUUCUAAUAUUUAUCAUUCUUGGAGCUACACAUAUUUGCCGCCAAAGAGUGAGCAAAACAAAAAACAAGCCAGGAGGCAUACAAAAUGAUGAUAUUUUUGCAAUAUGGAGCUAUGAUGGGAAAAUGGUGUAUGAAAACAUCAUUGAAGCUACAGAGGAUUUUGAUUCCAAAUAUUGCAUUGGUGUGGGAGGACAUGGAAGUGUUUACAAAGCUGAGUUGCCAACAAGUCAAGUUGUUGCUGUGAAGAAACUUCACCCACUACCCAAUGGCAAGACAUCAAAUCAAAAAACCUUCACAAGUGAGAUUCAUGCCUUAACAGAAAUAAGACAUCGUAACAUUGUGAAGCUAUACGGUUUUUGUUCACAUCCACGACACUCACUUUUGGUUUAUGAAUACUUGGAAGGAGGAAGCUUGAUACAGUUACUAAAUAGUGAAGAACAAGCAAAUGCAUUUGACUGGAUCAAGAGGGUCAGUGUUGUCAAAGAUGUGGCAAAUGCUUUAUCUUAUAUGCAUCAUGAUUGCUUGCUUCCUAUAAUUCAUCGAGAUAUAUCAAGCAAGAAUGUUUUGCUAGAUCUGGAAUGCGUGGCUCACAUCUCUGACUUUGGCACUGCUAGACUUUUGAAGCUUGAUUCAUCCAAUUGGACAUCACUUGCUGGCACCAUGGGGUAUAUGGCCCCAGAGCUUGCAUACACAAUGGAAAUUAGUGAGAAGUGCGAUGUGUAUAGCUUUGGAGUGUUGGCAUUAGAAAUAAUCAUGGGAAAGCAUCCAGGAGAUCUCAUCUCAUCUCUAUCAUCAUCAUCAGAGACAUUGACAUUCCAUAAUAUUCCAUUGAACGAUGUGUUGGACCAACGCCUUUCAUUCCCUACCAAUCAAGUUACAAGUGAUGUGCUCUCCAUUGCAAAGACUGCGAUUGCUUGCUUACAGACCAUUCCACAAUCUCGCCCAACAAUGAAACAAGUUUCUCAAGACUUAUCAACUCGGAAACCACGUUUGGCAAAGCCAUUACACAUGAUCACUUUAGGGGAAAUAGUGAUGUCAGAGGUUUGA
Quercus robur (English oak) is the source of this 3432-nucleotide messenger RNA. Its product is annotated as probable leucine-rich repeat receptor-like protein kinase At1g35710. The coding region runs from base 1 to 3432 and encodes 1143 amino acids. Gene Ontology annotation, biological process: protein phosphorylation. Gene Ontology annotation, molecular function: protein binding; protein kinase activity; ATP binding. The record is from RefSeq and is a predicted model, not a curated record. Lineage: Eukaryota; Viridiplantae; Streptophyta; Magnoliopsida; Fagales; Fagaceae. The transcript is spliced from 3 exons.